Molecule: messenger RNA, 1183 nt
Organism: Sorex fumeus (smoky shrew)
Lineage: Eukaryota; Metazoa; Chordata; Mammalia; Eulipotyphla; Soricidae
Gene: PPIC
Product: peptidylprolyl isomerase C
Exons: 5
Coding region: 30-707 (225 amino acids)
Biological process (GO): protein peptidyl-prolyl isomerization; protein folding
Cellular component (GO): intracellular membrane-bounded organelle
Molecular function (GO): peptidyl-prolyl cis-trans isomerase activity
Source: RefSeq, a predicted model, not a curated record
CGGGAGCCCGCGGGCGCGCCCGAGCCCCAAUGCCAGCGCUGCCGCCGCCUCGCACCAUGGGCCCGCGGCCCCGGCUGCUGGUCCCGCUGCUGCUGCUUCUGCUGCUGCUGCUCGUGGGCGUCGGCGCGCUCGGGCCCUCUGCGAGCGCCCCGGGCGUGCGCAAGCGAGGCCCCUCGGUGACGGCCAAGGUCUUCUUUGAUGUGAGGAUUGGAGACAAAGAUGUUGGCAGAAUUGUGAUUGGUCUCUUUGGAAAAGUGGUGCCCAAGACUGUGGAAAAUUUUGUUGCCCUGGCCACAGGAGAGAAAGGGUAUGGAUAUAAAGGAAGCACAUUUCAUCGUGUCAUCAAAGACUUCAUGAUUCAAGGCGGAGAUUUCACCAGCGGGGAUGGCACUGGUGGAAUAAGCAUUUAUGGGGAGACAUUCCCUGAUGAGAACUUCAAGCUGAAGCACUAUGGCAUCGGGUGGGUGAGCAUGGCUAAUGCAGGGCCUGACACCAAUGGCUCCCAGUUCUUUAUCACCUUGACCAAGCCCACCUGGCUGGAUGGCAAACACGUCGUCUUUGGGAAAGUGAUCGAUGGAAUGACAGUGGUCCACUCCAUAGAACUUCAGGCAACCGAUGGGCACGACCGUCCACUCACUGACUGCACCAUCGUCAACAGUGGCAAGAUCGACGUGAAGACACCCUUUGUGGUUGAGAUCCCUGAGUGAGGACACUGGAGCACCAGAUGGCACUCAGGCCAGGGCACGUGCAUGGGACGACCCUUCUGAGCUGCUUUGUUUUAACUUUCUCCUCUGCUCCAGCUCAGAUCACAGGAAAGUUCUCAGCAUCAGUGGCUCAAGGUUUAGUCUGCCUCAUUUCUGGGUAAAUCACUUCAGGUUUAGGGAUGUGGAACUUACAAGACAUUUUCCUUCCCUGCAAUGGUGCUAUUUUUAUAGUGUGUAUAACCAGUCAACUCUCUUUUCUCUGGGGCACACACUCUUUGUUCUCUGUAUGCACAAUUCUCCCUAAGCUGAGCAAUGCCAGAGGUUCUGUAAGGAGGGAGACAUGCAGAUUACUACGGUACUCAACUUCUUUGGGCAAAAGGAGAUUUGAUUAGGACAUAACCUGAUGUCAAAGGAAUCUUAACCUGAUAAUCAAAGGUGCUUUGGUGUUCCUGAUAAUAAAUACUUUUUAUUCAAAUCAA